UCCCUGCCCUGGCGCCAACGCCCGAGCUCCGCCCCUCGCCGCGCCGCUCCCUCCGCGGCUGCAGGCAGAGCUCUCUCAGCUCUGCGGACGCCGCGGUCUUCAUUACCUCCUCCUUCUCCCGCCGGUGUGCGAGGGCCUCGCCCGGCAGCGGCACUGUCCUGGGUGGGCGGUUGGGCACGCGCGGCUGCUGAGCGAUCGGCGCGGGGAAGCCAGAUCCUCCGCCCGCGCGGCGCCGUGACAGUUGCAGAGUCAGGUCUGAAGACCCACCUGCGGCGGCCGCCGCGAUGCCCACCAUGCGGAGGACCGUGUCGGAGAUCCGCUCUCGUGCGGAGGGUUAUGAGAAGACUGAUGAUGUUUCAGAGAAGACUUCACUGGCUGACCAGGAGGAAGUAAGGACUAUAUUCAUCAACCAGCCCCAGCUGACAAAAUUCUGCAAUAACCAUGUCAGCACUGCAAAAUAUAACGUAAUCACAUUCCUUCCAAGAUUUCUCUACUCUCAAUUCAGAAGAGCUGCUAAUUCAUUUUUUCUCUUUAUUGCACUGCUUCAGCAAAUACCUGAUGUAUCACCAACAGGUCGCUACACAACACUGGUUCCUCUCUUAUUUAUUUUAGCUGUGGCAGCUGUCAAAGAGAUAAUAGAAGAUAUUAAACGACAUAAAGCUGAUAAUGCAGUGAACAAGAAACAGACCCAAGUUUUGAGAAGUGGUGCUUGGGAAAUUGUGCACUGGGAAAAGGUAAAUGUUGGAGAUAUAGUUAUAAUAAAAGGCAAAGAGUAUAUACCUGCUGACACUGUACUUCUCUCAUCAAGUGAGCCCCAGGCCAUGUGCUACAUUGAAACAUCCAACUUAGAUGGUGAAACAAACUUGAAAAUUAGACAGGGCUUACCAGCAACAUCAGAUAUAAAAGACAUUGACAGUUUGAUGAGAAUUUCUGGCAGAAUUGAGUGUGAAAGUCCAAACAGACAUCUCUACGAUUUUGUUGGAAACAUAAGGCUUGAUGGACACAGCACUGUUCCCCUGGGAGCAGAUCAGAUUCUUCUUCGAGGUGCUCAAUUGAGAAAUACACAGUGGGUUCAUGGAAUAGUUGUCUACACUGGACAUGACACCAAGCUGAUGCAGAAUUCAACAAGUCCACCACUUAAACUCUCAAAUGUAGAACGGAUUACAAAUGUACAAAUUUUGAUUUUAUUUUGUAUCUUGAUUGCCAUGUCUCUUGUCUGUUCUGUGGGCUCAGCCAUUUGGAAUCGAAGGCAUUCUGGAAAGGACUGGUAUCUCAAUCUAAACUAUGGUGGUGCUAAUAAUUUUGGACUGAAUUUCUUGACCUUCAUCAUCCUUUUCAAUAAUCUCAUUCCUAUCAGCUUGUUGGUUACAUUAGAAGUGGUGAAAUUUACCCAGGCAUACUUCAUAAAUUGGGAUCUUGACAUGCACUAUGAACCCACAGACACUGCUGCUAUGGCUCGAACAUCUAAUCUGAAUGAGGAACUUGGCCAGGUAAAAUACAUAUUUUCUGACAAAACUGGUACUUUGACAUGCAAUGUAAUGCAGUUUAAGAAGUGCACCAUAGCUGGAGUUGCUUAUGGGCAGAGCUCACAGUUUGGAGAUGAGAAAACAUUUAGUGAUUCAUCAUUGCUGGAAAACCUCCAAAAUAAUCAUCCAACUGCACCUAUAAUAUGUGAAUUUCUUACAAUGAUGGCAGUUUGUCACACAGCAGUACCAGAGCGAGAAGGUGAUAAGAUUAUUUACCAGGCAGCAUCUCCAGAUGAAGGAGCCUUGGUCAGAGCAGCCAAGCAACUGAAUUUUGUUUUCACUGGAAGAACACCUGACUCAGUGAUUAUAGAUUCACUGGGGCAGGAAGAAAGAUACGAAUUGCUCAAUGUCUUGGAGUUCACCAGUGCUAGAAAAAGAAUGUCAGUGAUUGUUCGCACUCCAUCCGGGAAGUUACGACUUUACUGCAAAGGAGCCGACACUGUAAUUUAUGACCGACUAGCAGAGACUUCAAAAUACAAAGAAAUUACCCUAAAACACUUAGAGCAGUUUGCUACAGAAGGGUUAAGAACUUUGUGUUUUGCCGUGGCUGAGAUUUCAGAGAGCGACUUUCAGGAGUGGCGAACGGUCUAUCAGCGGGCGUCCACGUCCGUGCAGAACAGGCUGCUCAAACUGGAAGAGAGCUACGAGUUAAUUGAAAAGAAUCUUCAGCUACUUGGAGCCACAGCCAUCGAGGAUAAAUUACAAGAUCAAGUGCCUGAAACCAUAGAAACUCUAAUGAAAGCAGACAUCAAAAUCUGGAUCCUUACAGGAGACAAGCAGGAAACUGCCAUUAACAUUGGACACUCCUGCAAACUUUUGAGGAAGAACAUGGGAAUGAUUGUUAUAAAUGAAGGCUCUCUUGAUGGAACAAGGGAAACUCUCAGUCGUCACUGCACUACCCUUGGUGAUGCUCUUCGGAAGGAGAAUGACUUUGCUCUUAUAAUUGAUGGGAAAACCCUCAAGUAUGCCUUAACUUUUGGAGUACGGCAGUAUUUUCUGGACUUAGCUUUGUCGUGCAAAGCUGUUAUUUGCUGCAGGGUUUCUCCUCUUCAAAAAUCUGAAGUUGUUGAGAUGGUUAAGAAACAAGUUAAAGUCAUAACACUUGCCAUUGGUGAUGGAGCAAAUGACAUCAGCAUGAUACAGACGGCACAUGUUGGAGUUGGAAUAAGUGGCAAUGAAGGCCUUCAGGCAGCUAAUUCUUCUGACUACUCCAUAGCUCAGUUCAGAUAUUUGAAGAAUUUGUUGUUGGUUCAUGGUGCCUGGAACUAUAACAGAGUCUCCAAGUGCAUUUUGUACUGCUUCUACAAGAAUAUAGUUCUCUAUAUUAUUGAGAUCUGGUUUGCCUUCGUUAAUGGCUUUUCUGGACAGAUCCUCUUUGAGAGAUGGUGCAUAGGUCUUUAUAACGUGAUGUUUACAGCAAUGCCGCCCUUAACUCUGGGAAUAUUUGAGAGAUCAUGCAGAAAAGAGAAUAUGUUGAAGUAUCCUGAAUUAUACAAAACGUCUCAGAAUGCCCUGGACUUCAACACCAAGGUUUUCUGGGUUCAUUGUUUAAAUGGCCUCUUCCACUCAGUUAUUCUGUUUUGGUUUCCACUAAAAGCCCUUCAGUAUGGUACUGUAUUUGGAAAUGGGAAGACCUCUGAUUACCUGCUGUUGGGAAACUUCGUUUACACUUUUGUGGUGAUAACUGUGUGUUUGAAAGCUGGAUUGGAGACAUCAUAUUGGACCUGGUUCAGCCACAUAGCGAUCUGGGGCAGCAUCGCACUCUGGGUGGUGUUUUUUGGAAUCUACUCAUCUCUGUGGCCUGCUGUCCCCAUGGCCCCUGAUAUGUCAGGAGAGGCAGCCAUGUUGUUCAGUUCCGGAGUCUUUUGGACAGGCCUGUUAUUUAUCCCUGUGGCAUCUUUGCUUCUUGACGUGGUGUACAAAGUUGUCAAGAGGACUGCUUUCAAAACAUUAGUGGAUGAAGUUCAGGAGCUGGAGGCAAAAUCUCAAGACCCAGGAGCAGUUGUGCUUGGAAAAAGCCUCACGGAGAGGGCGCAACUGCUCAAGAAUGUCUUUAAGAAGAACCACGUGAACUUGUACCCAUCAGAAUCAUUGCAACAAAACCUGCUCCACGGGUAUGCUUUCUCUCAAGAUGAAAAUGGAAUCGUCUCACAGUCUGAAGUGAUUAGAGCGUAUGAUACCACAAAGCAGAGACCCGAAGAGUGGUGAUGGGGGGAGGGAUGAGAGGCCAGCUCUGAUACAUCUCGAAGGGGAGCUCCCAGGUCUUCACCAGAAUCUGCUGACCAAUUCCAGCCUGGUCCAAGGAGGGGAAAUGGAUCUGAACUCAUCUCAUUGACUGACAUUCAGAUUCAUGUAUAUUAUAGACAUAAGCACUGUGCAACUAUACUGUAACACCAUCUCUUUCAGAUUUUCUAAAGUAUUUACUAAGUCUUUGUAAACGGAAAUGGAAAAUGACCUUGUAUCUUGCCAGAGUGUUUUCUUAAACUGAGAAUAGGUCAGCAUUCUUAUGCUGUUACGCUGGGGCUGCCACUAUCAGUGUCUUGGAUAUACCACAAGGUGACCGACCUUUACAAAUCUCUAAAAUGGUAGUAAGUUAAAGGGACUCCUUGAUAUCCAUUUUAGAUUUCAGAAUAUGCUGAAAAAAACUAGCCUUCUUAAGGAAGCAACUCACUGAGCAAAAUUUCUAAACAAGACAUUAAUAAUAAAAAGUGUUUGUGUCAAAAAUUGUCUUGAUAAUUGUUUGCCAAAGAAGUUUAAUAAAUGUAUUUGUCAUUCAGUAGUCAUUUGCCCAGAAAUUUAAGAGAAGGUUUACCUCUAGUUCUGCUGUAAGAUCUGCAUGCCUGACUUUACAAAUCUAAGAGUGAUUUGCAAAAACAAGUAUUUCAAGGCAUUUGCUACUAAAAUCUGUGAUGUUGCACCUUUAGCCUUACAAAUGCUUCUUUCUCGUUCGUCUUGUCUAUUUGUUCAAGUUGCAGUGCACACGUGGUAUGUGACUGUCUUUAUGAUACUGAAUUUUAAAACUGUAUUUAUGUCUCCAUCCUUUCUAAUGAGGUUUCAUCAUCAUUUAGAUUUUUCUAACAACCUGGCUUCUGCUUUAGACUGAGUGAUGUCAUUUUGUCUUCGAGUUUUCUCUUUUAAGAAAAAUAUGCUUACAUAUUUAUGUGAGAUUUCCAAUGCUUCUGUCAAGAUGUUUGGAAUACCAUGUUGGAUAAAUGCAUGGGCCUUUGUAAUGUCCGUAGACUCAGCUUUUGUCCUGUGUUUUGGUUUUCCCUAUGAGUGCCCACUCGAGAUGCCUGCUGUCCUCAAUGGCAUGCCCAGUGUUAUGGUGACUGCCCUGUACAUAAGACUGAGAAUGACUUCACAGUUCACUAGUCAAUCAGCUCCCAGAAUUAGUCACACACUGCUAAUUGGGACAAAUAAGUAGUACCUUUUACCCAUUUUAAAGACACCUAUUUUACUCAAGCCUAUAACUUUACAAAGAAAAGUAGAUUUUUGUUAAUGUGCUUUAAAAUGUGUGUUCAGCUUAAUUAUUUUCAGCAUUUCCAAGACAUCUGAAAAUGCCUGUUUUGCCACCAACAAUAAAUGGUGAAGGGGCUGUUUAAAAACCACAACCAGUUUUCUACACUAUUUUUAACAUAAUGCUUUCAUGUGGAAAUAAAAAGAAUUCUAGCUUUCAGAUACACCUCAGAGAUUGAAGCAAACUUUUUGCCUUGUAUUCAAAAGCCUGUUUGCCUUUAAAUGGACUUACCAGCAAAAUAGGUACAACUUCCUCUUAAAAAAAAUAAGUCAAC
This is a messenger RNA of Mesoplodon densirostris (Blainville's beaked whale), 5317 nucleotides long. It is a transcript of the gene ATP8A1, whose product is annotated as ATPase phospholipid transporting 8A1. Bases 285 to 3734 code for a protein of 1149 amino acids. Gene Ontology annotation, cellular component: plasma membrane. Gene Ontology annotation, biological process: phospholipid translocation. The transcript is spliced from 36 exons. The record is from RefSeq and is a predicted model, not a curated record. Gene Ontology annotation, molecular function: magnesium ion binding; ATPase-coupled intramembrane lipid carrier activity; ATP binding. Lineage: Eukaryota; Metazoa; Chordata; Mammalia; Artiodactyla; Ziphiidae.